UCUUCGUAUACCCCUGAUGUGGAAAGACACUGACUAUUUCAAAAACAAAGGAGAUUUCCAUCGAUAUGCUGUAUUUGCGUUAAUAAAGAUAGACUGUGAAAUCUAUGACACGGAGAUGGUGAUGGUCAACCGCACCAUGACAGAUAUUUCUUUUGAAAGUUCCUUUGUGUUCUCCAACGUUGGGCCUGAUUUUGAAAUGAAGUUGGAGAUAUACAGUUGUUGUGUAGAAGAGGAUUUCUCGAUGGCCAGUGGACCAAAAAAACUUGCCAACAAACUCAGCACUUCCCUUGGACGCUCAACAGGGAAGAAGAUUCGAGCCAGCCUUGAUAGCACUGGAGAAAGUGUAAUGGCGGAUGGUGGGAGCAGCCCUGUCUUAUUACCAGCUGUAGCUGUGGAGGGUCCUAAAUAUCAUCUAUUGGCUCAAACCAGCCUCUCUCUUGCAGCAAUCCACAAUAAUGUCUGCACGCAGAGCCUCAAUAGGCUAGGAAACGUCCGGCCGCAGCUUCAAACAGAAACUGGCCAAAGGGGAGUUAAACCCGGAGGGUCCGAGGGCGGGGUCCGAGUGGCAGGGUCCGGGGUCAGGGUCCGAGGGCAGGGUCCAGGGUCCGAGUGA
Messenger RNA from Chiloscyllium plagiosum (whitespotted bambooshark), 613 nucleotides. The record is from RefSeq and is a predicted model, not a curated record. Lineage: Eukaryota; Metazoa; Chordata; Chondrichthyes; Orectolobiformes; Hemiscylliidae.